Messenger RNA from Dufourea novaeangliae, 1592 nucleotides. RefSeq names its product CD151 antigen (gene Tsp74F). NCBI's taxonomy places the organism in Eukaryota, Metazoa, Arthropoda, Insecta, Hymenoptera, Halictidae. The coding region runs from base 479 to 1204 and encodes 241 amino acids. The record is from RefSeq and is a predicted model, not a curated record. The transcript is spliced from 7 exons. Gene Ontology annotation, cellular component: membrane.
UGAAACGAGCGCGUUGAAGAGAGAAGGGGACAUAAUCGUGGAGAGACCGUGUGCGUCGUGAAGGAGCGAGGGAACCGGAGAGACACGGGAACGGAGAGAGAGAAACAGCUCCGUGGCGGUUUUACCAUUUCAGUUUCACUCAGACCCCGGCCUGAAAUCGCGCGUGUCCACGGCUCUCUCGAUACCUCGAGCUGAAAACCUCGUGUGCUACGAAUUAAACUCAACGAACGAUUUUCCACAGGCUGUGUACUCGCGUGACCCCUCGUGGCCCCCGUUCGCGAACGAAACCCCCUUGGGUCGUUGCUUAACGACGGUUUUUCCCGCGUUGCGCGGCAGUGUCGAGCCGACAGUUUUCGAGUGUGCCUCGCGCGGAACGGUGUCACGUUUCGUCGGCGGUACGGGACGGUUUUCAUCAACCGGCGAACAACGAAAGGGAGAAGCUGACACACGAAGAAACGAAAUCGAGAGAUAGAGCGAAAUGGGCUACGGGACAGAAAUGGACGGCUGCGGCCGAUGUAUGAAGUACUCCUUGUUCUUCGUCAACUGCGUCAUCUUCUUCGGAGGAGUCGCUAUAGUGGGCCUAGCAGUAUGGGCACUUCUGGACAAAGUGCCAUGGAUAGGCGAGCUGGUGGGCAACGAUCUCUUAACCGGCGCGAUCUACGUUCUGCUAGCUGGCGGGAUCAUCGUCGCCAUUAUAUCGUUCUUCGGUUGCAUCGGUGCAUCGCGGGAAGUCAAGUGCAUGCUUCUCACGUACUUCAUCAUCGUGUUCUUGCUGUUCGUGACGAUGCUAAUUGGAGGAGUACUCGCGUAUGUGUUCCGUGAGAAAUUAGUGGACACACUGCAGAGGGAAAUGUCGAGUUCGAUGAGGGUUUACGAUAGCCGCAAGUCCGUCAGGGAAGCUUGGGACACGACGCAAUCCACGCUCCACUGCUGCGGCGUAAGCGGAUGGAGAGACUGGGGAAGCCUAGGUCUGAACGUGCCACAGAGUUGCUGUCGCGAAAUCCAGCCCGGUCAGCGAUUCAACUGCAACGCUGGACCGGACACGGUGAAUCCCUCGAAUGCCUAUCUCGAAGGUUGCAUCAACGGAACGCAGAUUUACAUGCAGAAGCACGCGACGAUCAUGGGCGGCGCCGGUAUUGCAGUCGCCUGUCUGAUGUUCUUUGGCAUGAUAUUCUCUUGCGCGCUAUUCAAGAUGAUAGAAUGACGAGAGGGCUAUGUGGUCUAAAGACACCUCCAAGGUACUUCGUGGUAAGCUAAUGAAGACCAAGUGGAUGUCAACCGUCCUCGAGCGACUCAUACGAAUUCAUAAUCAACGUCAUCAUCGUCAUUGAGUGUACCUAGCUGAAGUACGAAAAUCAAAAUGCAUCUCCACGUCCAUCUACGUUGUCAAUGUACAGUUCUCAUCGUUUUGUAUUUACCGUCUUUGUAUCUUUCUCUAAUUUAUAGAGAUACACGGCAAGCGUUCUUGUUUAAGUGUACGAUGUAUUAUAUUUAAUUUUUAUGGUAAUAUAUUGUGUACCUUCCACGCGAAAUAAAUAUAACAUAUAUGAAACGACCGCGUAUAUCUAUCGAAUGUUAUCACGCAAAAUAAU